Messenger RNA from Girardinichthys multiradiatus, 4414 nucleotides. RefSeq names its product cytoplasmic FMR1 interacting protein 1 (gene cyfip1). The transcript is spliced from 31 exons. Gene Ontology annotation, cellular component: SCAR complex; synapse; neuron projection. Gene Ontology annotation, biological process: regulation of actin filament polymerization; axon guidance; modification of synaptic structure. The record is from RefSeq and is a predicted model, not a curated record. Gene Ontology annotation, molecular function: RNA 7-methylguanosine cap binding; small GTPase binding. NCBI's taxonomy places the organism in Eukaryota, Metazoa, Chordata, Actinopteri, Cyprinodontiformes, Goodeidae. The coding region runs from base 251 to 4012 and encodes 1253 amino acids.
GUGGAGGAGGCCUGAACCGCAGUUUCCCUGUUUGAGGGACAGGAACUCCCUGCUCUACUUCUCUCCCCCGCCCAUGAUAAUAACACCGAGCGAAGAAAGAGUCCACCGGCCGACGACAGAAAACACUCCCUCGGACAGAAAGCGUUCAAACCCGGGACGCCCGGGGGGUCACGACAGCGUCUAAACCACCGGCUACAUGGCGCUGUAGUGGGGUGUUUACACGCACAAGUUUUCCAACAACUCCGGCAAUAUGACGUCCGCUGUGACUUUAGAGGAUGCUCUGUCCAACGUGGACUUGCUGGAGGAGCUGCCGCUCCCAGACCAGCAGCCGUGCAUCGAGCCCCUCCCUGCCUCCAUCAUGUAUCAGCCCAAUUUCAACACCAACUUUGAGGACCGAAACGCUUUUGUCACCGGCAUCGCCAGAUACAUUGAGCAAGCCACAGUCCACUCCAGCAUGAAUGACAUGUUGGAGGAGGGGCAGGAGUAUGCUGUCAUGCUGUACACCUGGAGAAGCUGCUCCCGUGCAAUACCGCAGGUGAAAUGCAAUGAGCAACCCAACAGGGUGGAGAUAUAUGAGAAGACUGUGGAAGUCCUUGAGCCAGAAGUCACCAAACUGAUGAAUUUCAUGUACUUCCAGCGCUCUGCGAUUGACCGUUUCUGCGGCGAGGUCCGCCGGCUGUGCCAUGCCGAGCGCAGAAAAGACUUUGUCUCAGAGGCGUACCUGCUGACUCUCGGAAAGUUCAUCAACAUGUUCGCGGUGCUGGACGAACUGAAGAAUAUGAAGUGCAGUGUCAAGAACGACCACUCUGCAUACAAACGAGCUGCCCAGUUUCUCAGAAAGAUGUCCGAACCGUCCUCCAUUCAGGAGUCUCAGAAUCUUUCCAUGUUCCUGGCAAACCACAACAAAAUCACUCAGUCACUGCAGCAGCAGCUGGAGGUGAUCAACGGCUACGAUGAGCUGCUGGCCGACAUCGUCAACCUGUGUGUGGAUUACUAUGAGAACAAGCUGUAUCUCACCCCCACUGAGAAACACAUGCUGCUCAAGGUUAUGGGCUUUGGCUUGUACCUCAUGGAUGGAAACAGUAGCAACAUCUACAAACUAGAUGCCAAGAAGAGAAUCAACCUCACCAAGAUUGACAAGUUCUUCAAGCAACUGCAGGUGGUCCCGCUGUUUGGUGACAUGCAGAUCGAGUUGUCUCGGUACAUCAAGACCAGCGCUCACUUUGAAGAGAACAAAUCCAGAUGGACCUGCACCUCUAUAUCCAGCAGCCCGCAGUACAACAUAUGUGAGCAGAUGAUUCAGAUCAGGGAGGAUCACAUGCGCUUCAUCUCCGAGCUUGCUCGCUACAGCAACAGCGAGGUGGUGACUGGAUCAGGCCGUCAGGAGUCCCAGAAGACGGAUGCUGAAUACAGGAAGCUGUUUGACCUGGCCCUGCAGGGCAUGCAGCUGCUCUCCCAGUGGAGCGCUCACGUUAUGGAAGUGUAUUCAUGGAAACUGGUUCACCCGACAGACAAAUAUUCCAACAAGGAGUGUCCUGACAACGCCGAGGAGUAUGAGAGAGCCACCCGCUACAACUACACCAGCGAGGAGAAGUUUGCACUUGUAGAGGUGAUGGCGAUGAUAAAGGGACUGCAGGUGCUGAUGGGGCGCAUGGAGAGUGUGUUCAACCACGCCAUCCGUCACACCAUCUACUCGGCGCUGCAGGACUUCGCUCAGAUUACUCUAAGAGACCCACUGAGGCAGGCCAUCAAGAAGAAGAAGAAUGUCAUUCAGAGCGUCCUUCAGGCGAUCCGGAAGACUGUCUGUGACUGGGAGACCGGCCGAGAGCCACACAACGACCCCGCCCUCCGCGGAGAGAAAGAUCCAAAGGGAGGCUUCGACAUUAAAGUUCCUCGUCGAGCUGUGGGGCCUUCCAGCACUCAGCUCUACAUGGUGAGGACGAUGCUAGAAUCUCUUAUUGCAGACAAAAGUGGGUCAAAGAAGACUCUGCGCAGCAGUCUUGAGGGUCCCACCAUCUUGGACAUUGAAAGAUUUCACAAGGAGUCUUUCUUUUACACACAUCUGCUGAACUUCAGCGAGACUUUGCAGCAGUGUUGUGAUCUCUCCCAGCUCUGGUUCAGGGAGUUCUUUCUGGAGCUCACCAUGGGCCGCAGGAUCCAGUUCCCCAUCGACAUGUCCAUGCCAUGGAUCCUCACCGAUCACAUCCUGGAGACCAAGGAGGCUUCCAUGAUGGAGUAUGUGUUAUAUCCCCUGGACUUAUACAACGACAGCGCACACUAUGCUCUGACCAAAUUCAAGAAGCAGUUCCUCUAUGAUGAAAUAGAGGCUGAGGUCAACUUGUGCUUUGAUCAGUUCGUCUACAAGCUGGCCGAUCAGAUAUUUGCCUACUACAAGAUACUAGCUGGAAGUCUUCUUCUUGAUAAACGUUUGAGAGCCGACUGUAAGAACCAGGGCGCCAACAUUCCCUGGCCCACUUCCAACCGCUACGAAACCCUGCUGAAGCAGCGCCACGUCCAGCUCCUGGGACGCUCCAUUGAUCUGAACCGACUCAUCACCCAGCGGGUUUCAGCAGCUCUUCACAAAUCUUUGGAGCUCGCAAUCAACCGCUUCGAGAGUGAGGACCUCACCUCUGUAAUGGAGCUGGAAGGUCUUCUAGAGAUCAAUCGCAUGACACACAAGCUCCUCAGUAAGUUCUUGACUCUGGACAGCUUUGACGCCAUGUUCCGCGAGGCCAACCACAACGUUUCGGCCCCGUACGGGAGGAUAACGCUGCACGUCUUCUGGGAGCUCAAUUAUGACUUCCUGCCCAACUAUUGCUACAACGGUUCUACCAACAGGUUUGUGCGCACCAUCCUGCCCUUCUCUCAAGAGUUCCAGAGGGAUAAACCCUCCAACGCUCAGCCCCACUAUCUUUACGGGUCAAAGACCUUGAACCUGGCAUACAGCAGCACAUUCAGCACCUAUAGGAACUUUCUGGGCCCUCCACACAUUAAGGUCAUGUGCAGACUGCUGGGCUACCAGGGCAUUGCUGUGGUGAUGGAGGAGCUGCUUAAGGUUGUCAAAAGUCUGCUUCAGGGCACCAUACUGCAGUAUGUGAAGACUCUGAUGGAGGUGAUGCCGAAGAUUUGCAGACUUCCGCGUCAUGAGUAUGGGUCCCCUGGCAUCCUGGAGUUCUUCCACCACCAGCUGAAGGACAUUGUCGAGUAUGCCGAGCUCAAGACGGUGUGUUUCCAGAACCUGAGGGAGGUGGGCAACGCCAUCCUGUUCUGCCAGCUGAGUGAGCAGAGCCUGUCUCAGGAGGAAGUCUGUGAUUUGCUGCAUGCUGCACCUUUCCAAAACAUUCUGCCGCGAGUCCACGUCAAAGAAGGGGAACGCCUGGAUACCAAGAUGAAGCGACUGGAAGCUAAAUACACAGCGCUGCACAUGGUUCCUCUCAUUGAGCGCCUCGGAACACCACAGCAAAUAGCCAUUGCACGUGAAGGCGACCUCCUGACCAAAGAGAGGCUCUGCUGUGGCUUGUCUAUGUUCGAAGUCAUCCUCACACGUGUGCGAGGCUUCUUGGACGACCAGAUCUGGCGUGGCCCGUUGCCUAGUAACGGUGUGAUGCAUGUGGACGAAUGCGUGGAGUUUCACCGCCUCUGGAGCGCCAUGCAGUUUGUCUACUGUAUCCCUGUUGGAACCAAUGAGUUCACAGUGGAGCAGUGCUUUGGAGAUGGCCUCCACUGGGCAGGCUGCAUGAUAAUCGCCCUCCUUGGACAACAAAGACGAUUUGACAUCCUUGACUUCAGCUAUCACCUGCUCAAGGUGCAGAAACAUGACGGCAAGGAUGAGAUCAUCAAGAGUGUGCCCUUGAAGAAGAUGGUGGACAGAAUCCGCAAAUUCCAGGUCCUCAACGACGAGAUCUUCGCCAUCCUGAACAAAUACCUGAAGUCUGGAGACGGAGAGAACAUGCCGGUGGAACAUGUCCGCUGCUUCCAGCCACCGAUCCACCAGUCGCUCGCCAGCAGCUGAGGUGCUGCUGUUCUUCUGUUCGUACUUUGGACCACAUCUGAGUUCCAAACACUGUCAGCAUUCUCAAUAUUCGUUAGGCCUUAAGUAGGAAAGGACCAUUAACUGCGAUAAGGGGCCACUUUUUGCCUUUUUUUGUUUUGUAUUCACUUGUGCCUUAUAUGAAAAGAAUAGAUUAGAUUUAUGAGUAUUUAAGGGUUUGCAGUGGUGGAAUAUUAAAGGGUGAACCUAUUUUAAGAAAGGAAGAAAAGGUAAUUUUGUACCGUCUACAUUAUUGAACAUGCAUGCUCAAAUAUAACGAUUACUGAGAAAUAGCGCUCAUCCUAAUGUUAAGCAAAUUAUUCUCUGUGCCUUGGGUUUGAAAUCUUUUAAUCAUUUUAAUUCAAUAAAUAUGUAACAAAUCUG